Molecule: messenger RNA, 5411 nt
Organism: Anopheles nili
Lineage: Eukaryota; Metazoa; Arthropoda; Insecta; Diptera; Culicidae
Gene: cnk
Exons: 9
Coding region: 1-5373 (1790 amino acids)
Molecular function (GO): protein binding
Source: RefSeq, a predicted model, not a curated record
AUGGCUUACAUAAACGUCGCAGAAUGGAGCCCCGAUAUGGUCACGGAUUGGUUGAAAGGUUUGGACAACUCGAUGUACCAUUAUGUGCAAUCUUUCAUCAACAACGAAGUAGGCGGAAAGCAGCUACUAAACAUACGCCCGUACGAACUCGAACAGCUCGGCAUGCACGUUAUCGGCCACCAAGAAAUCGUCCUGGAAGCUGUUGAAAACUUGAAGAAUUUCAACUACAACCUGGAUAAGGAGAACCUACAGUUUCUCGCACUGCAUGUGGCGACCGCUGCCCACUCGCUGACGAAGCAGCUCGAGUUCUCCGACCAAGAGAAGCUCGAGACGUCCGUACUCAAGGAUAUUACGCGGAUGAUUACGCGCUUGAAGGCGCUUAUAGAGUGGCUGGAUAGGGCACCGUUUAGGGGUCAAAAGAAAUUUGAUGAGCUGAGAAAGCAGUGCAUGCGAUUCGGGCUGGAGGUGGCCACCGUAGCUAUGCGUGAUAGGUUUUCCCUAAUGCCCGUACAAGCGAUACGGCAAAACUCGAAAAAGCUCGAAAACAUAGCUGAGUACAUAAUCAAGGACAUCACCGAUCCGAUCAUCCUGCAGCCAGCCUCACUGGAUUUGGUAACACUGAAGAAGCGUGAGUCAGACCUCGGCUUUCUUAUUAUGCAAAGCUUCCACGGAGUGCACCGAAUAACCGAAAUAAAAUUCAACUCACCCGCCCACAACUCCGGCAAGGUCGAGGAAGGCGAUGAAAUAGUGCAAAUCAACUACCAAGCCGUAGUUGGAUGGGAAUACAAAAAGGUCCUGCUGCAGCUUCAGGAAUCACCGCCAGAUGUGCUCUUGACGCUCAAGAAGCGACCGAAGCACAUGAAAAUCUAUGGCCAAAUCUACAUCAAACCGUACCGCUUGCCGAGCAAAAAGCGAUCGCUUCCGUACCGCUGGGAUGAAGCUUAUCCUAGCCCGCGGGCGACGGACAACUUUGCCCUGCAGGACUUCUCGUUGCCGCUCGAUCGCGUCCCGGAAAAGCACGUUCCCUCCGACACCGAAUCCGACGGCAGCGACAUUUUAACGCCAACGGAUGUGAAGGAGGCGGAUAAGGAGAUGCGCCUUUAUCUACCCAAACCGAGGGCGGUCCUGCAACGGCGGCACACGCUCUCUAGCUUUAAGGAUUUGGUCGGGGUAGCCUCGUGGCAGGAGCGAAAAGGGAAACCGCUGAUUUCGAACGAUUUGCAGAGCUUACGCGACAAGUCAGUAUCGUUCGGGUUUGGGUUAGAGAUGUCGCCUCGACCAACCACUACUUGUCUCGGGUUAGGUGCCGGUAGUGCUGUGGAAGGUCCAGGUAAUGCAGGCGGAGUGCCGGUUAAGGGGAGUAGAUUCGGUGGACCGUUGAAAAGCUCCCUUCCCGAUAUCAUUCCAUGUGAGCCAGAAAUUGUACCAGCACCUCCUAACGAUCGGUCCAUUGCCGGAAUCAAAUCAGCGGAUAGCGAGUCGUACAAGGCUGGUGUAUCGAAGGUGGUUCGCUUUGAGUCGAGCUCCAAAGCCGACCAGUGCCAUGUGGACACCAAGUACACCUGUCAGGUGGAGAGCACAGUAUUGGAAACGUUUGAACCGAUACCGUACGUAGAUGAAGAUCUUCCAACCGUCGCUUGUCCGCCGACCGUUACCGAACGUGUGCGUCGGUUCGAAUCUUUUGCUAGUCGGACGACUGCAGCGACCGGUCUUAGCAAUGGACAGCAUGCGGGAGGACAAUCGGCAACUUCUUCCAUCACCCUUAAGCCUAUUCCGAUGCAACGGCAGCUAUCGAAGGAUCCGGAACUGACCGAAGCAAUCAACACGGUGGUCGUAAACCGUGAAAUGGUGAAACGUGGUCGAUUAGAUAAAAGCUACAGCACGCCCGCGUACGAUGACGAACUGAGUGAUAUUCCGCCUGCAAUCGAGCCACGUAAAGAGCAUCUCCUAAAGGCACCACCCGUGCCUCCACCACGACCAAAACGAACGCACGAAACGCUCACUGUUGCCUUGCCAGAAAAGCCAUCUUCCACUUCAUCAUCGGGACUGGUAGUGCCAUCCCCCUCGGUGUUACCGAUCGUUUCGCCGUUUCACGAAAACGCGGCCAUUUUCGUCUCGUCACUAAGCAACACCCUGGAUAUCCGUGAGGAUAGCCCAAAUAAAUCCAAACUCGCAAAUGUUAUCGAUUUGAAGCAAAAUCGAACCCAACCACUUCCUCCUACGAUUGUCCCCGGUACGGUGACGCCACCAAAACCAGCCGAACGUACGGCGAUUCCACCGAUUCCGGCCUCGAGGUCUGCAAAUCUGCCUGCUAAAUCAAUGCAGACCUCCGAACCUUCGACGCUGGCCACUGUACCAAGCAUUCCGAUCGAUUCGAGCUCGGAACUACUGACACCAAACAAAACCAAGAGCCUUACGUUGAAGAAGAAAAAUUCGCUUCUUUCCAAGCGCCGCAACGUGUCUCUGAAAACGCUCUGUGUCAGUGACAUUCAGGGACACCUGUAUCGACGCACCAAGGGUCGCAGCGGGAUGUCCUACUGGGCAAAAUACUACUUCGUGCUGAUCGAAACCACUCUGUACGGGUUCCGCAGCAAAGAAGCACCCAAGGCGAACAGCAUGAUCUUUCUGUCCGGCUUCACGAUCUCCAUCGCGAAAGAAGUCCACUCACGGCCUCACGCCUUCAAGGUGUACCAUCCGCACAAGACGUUCUACUUCGCAGCUGAAACGCAGGAAGCUCUUAUCCAGUGGAUGGAGUACAUCAAACAAGCUACGCUUAAGGGUGCCUCAAUUGCAGGAGGAAACGGUGCCGGCUCGGCAACCGGCUCCGAGCACCAUAACGUUAGGGAGCUGUUUUCCGAAACGGACAGUUCCGACGACGAGCUGGGACUGAUGGACAGUACCACCAAGCUGAACAUGUUGUGCACACCUUCACCACAGAUGUCUGGUGGAGGAGGCUCCCACACCGUGGCGAAUUCAGACGGGACGCCCACGUCGUGGAAGCAAGAUCGGUACCAUCUGAACUUUGGAUCGUUGAAAAAGUUCACCAAAAUUGGAUCGGACGCGAGCAGCAGCACCGCAAGUGGAAGCGGAACCGUGGGAAAUGGUGGAAACUCUGGCAGCGGUGGAAGUACUGGAGAGAGUAGCAAAUUCUUUGGAUUUUUCUCGUCCCAUCGGAACGUCGAGAAAAGCAAUUCGAGCGAAAUGCCCGUUCCGACGUCGCAGUUCAAGAGCUAUCGCAAGGUACCGGGUGCGGGUGGAUUGCAGAUCGGUACGGCAUCUGCUUCAACGGAAGUGUUUCCGCUUCCUUCCACUGCCACCCAACCGAUCCUCGCUAGUAGCGGAUCGCCGAUGGCCAAUGCGGCGGAUGGAGGAAAUUUCAGUGCUAGCAACCUUUCGCUUGCUUCUGCACUCGGAAGUCGCGAUGGUGACAAAACGGUGACUUCCACCGGAGCACCACAACCUCCGCCGAGAACCAGCACACCUACACCCCCGCUUCCCGCUCCACCCGUGAUCAUUCGCGAACCGGUGACACCAACGAUGAGUGAGGCGGUGGUACUGUUGGACCGGGCGAGAAAAACGAAACGCAUCUCUCCGCAUAACUACAUCCACGCGUCCAAUCCGAACCUGGUGGAGUUCGAUUUUCAAACGUCGAAAGCGAUGGAUUUCUCGGUGCCAAAGAUCCACUCCGCGAACACGUGGGACACGAGCACGCACUCGCACAGCAAUCUGCAGUCGAUGAUCACGCUGAAGGACCUGAUGCUGCAGAAGCAAGCCGAGGAAGCGCAGGAAAUGUACAAUAAGCGCGUUUGCCUCGGUGUGGAGAAGCUGGAGGUUGGUGGUGAUCAGGUACCGCAAGUGAUCAUUCUUCCUAUCGUACCGGAAGCGGUGAACAAAAUUCAAAGACGUCAGCUUCCAAUAACACCAGACUACGCACAGAGCUUCAAGCUGGACGAUGAGGACAUUCUAUACACGCGUAGCAAGGAAGGCCAAAAGUUGCGCGAUUUCGGUUACGAAAUGAUUUCCGGCGACGAUGCGUUUGACCAACGAAACAAACCCAUUCGUUCGACGCUCGGUUUGAGCAUUUCCGCGAGUGGCAUGUCCGGAAUUAGCUCAAACAACGCAAGUGCGACCGGUACGAACUCAAACGGAGCUGGCAGUAGUAGUGGCGGUGGAUCGAUCAAAAAGAAAACGUUCAAUUGGAUAAACUCGGAUCGCAAAGCGCCAGAUCCAAACGAGAUCAACCUCCUUACUAUCGGUUCAGUAUCUAGUGGCUCUAUAACGUUUACCGGGCCGAUGGCCGGGCCAGAGCAGAGCCAUCGAACGGGAGGUAUGUCAACGUCUCUGUCUCUGCGGGACAGCUUUAAACGCAGCAAAAAUAAAGCCGUCAUUGCUAGACUGGAUAACAUUAAGGCCAGCAGCGAAAAGCUGUUUCAGUUCAAGCAGUCGAGCUUGGCUGGUGGCGCAACAAGCAGCAAUAAUAACGAUAAGGAAUCGCUCAAGAUGAAGCAGCUAGACAAACCGGCAGCGCCGGGAGGUGGGAUAGUGAACGUAAACCUAAAACAUCAACUACCGCCGCCACAACAGCACGCGUUCGCGAACAUCGUCGGUGGAUUGGGUGGGAAGAAAAACAACAAUGAGCUGAAUGCGGUCCUGGAGCAACAUUCGGCGUUGCUAUUUCACCAAACGAGCGGUGCCGGUGGUGGUGGUGGGCCAUCGGCAUCCGGUGGUGGAUUCAUCGGUGGUAUCAAAAAGUCUAACACGUGCAACAGCUCGUCGGAUUUUAAGGAAAACUCGAGCAAGCUACACAACAUGCGUAAAAACUCGGCCCCGGAACGAGGCACCGUUGGUGUGAGUAACGCCAGUGGUGUUGGAUCCGGUGGAAGCGGAAGCAAUGCCAACGGCGCCACGUCCUACUUUACUAAGUUGAGCUUCGGUUCGACGAAAACGGCCAAGGAGAAGAAGUUGCUCGGCUCGCCAGGAUUACAUCGUGCUAUCUUUGGGAAAAAUCAUCAUCAUCACGCGAACGAUUCGCAGCCAACUGUGAUCGAUCAUGAGGUGUUUUCGCCGAUUUCUUAUACAAAAGUAAGUACCCAUGAUCCUGUAGCACAAUCCGAUAGUGCACCAUCAAUGUCAACCAGCGCUGGAACGACAGGAAGUACUGGACAGUCAGCUGCAACUAAUAGCACACCUAACAUCGUACUUUUGUCAUCUUAUGCUCCAAAUUUGGCUGGUAUUUCACGCAACUCACCGGACUACCCAAACAUGGAGUAUCCUCCGGUGUUUGAGCCGGAAACGUACUCAUUAAGCGAUCCAAGCACAAGCCUGACGUUACUGAAGCGACGUCAAAACCAUCACCAUCUCCAUCAGAAAUGACGACGUGGCAAACGGCUCGCAACGGUACGAGAACAUGA